GUACUGUCGUUUUAUUUUUGAAGAAAAACUUUUCAGCUUUUAAAAUGGCCAUGACUAAAAUCAAUCCAGAUUACCACUUGCCGAUUGACAAUCAAAUUCGCCGUGGAUUCAUACGCAAGGUGUAUUUUAUAUUGAUGUGUCAGUUGUUUGUAACUUUAGGAGCUGUUGUAAUCUUCUUCUUCUUCCCCGAAGUGAAGGACUUUGUCGAACGCAAUAUUUGGAUCUUACGGCUGGAUGGGAUCAUCAUGGUGGUGACAAUGGUGGCCUGCUGGUUCGAGAUUGUGCGACGACAGACGCCAAUGAAUUUCACAUGUUUGGGCAGCUUCACCUUCGCUAGAUCCUUUUUUCUGGGCGUCGCAACCAGUUAUUAUGCUGACAACAAGGUGCUUUUGGCCAUCGGGACUACAGUUGCCAUCUGCUUGUCACUCACGCUCUUUGCCAUGCAAACUAAAUGGGAUUUGACAGUGUUGGGAAAAAUUGUGAUAUAUGCCAAACCUAUCUUUGACCUGUUCUCCAUCUUCUUUGGUGGCAAGUUACCAUCUCUGACCUAUUCAUCGCUUUGCGCCUUUUUCGCCUCCUUCAACUUGAUCUACGACACGCAGUUGAUGAUGGGCGGCAAUGUAUGUAAGUAUAUCAUUAGUCAGGAGGAAUACAUUUUCGCCAUAAGCAAUCUGUAUUUUGAUAUUUCAAACAUUUUCUUGAACGUGUUAAACAUUCUGGGCAUCACAGAAGAGUAA
Molecule: messenger RNA, 737 nt
Organism: Drosophila sulfurigaster albostrigata
Lineage: Eukaryota; Metazoa; Arthropoda; Insecta; Diptera; Drosophilidae
Gene: Recs1
Product: protein lifeguard 1
Exons: 2
Coding region: 45-737 (230 amino acids)
Cellular component (GO): membrane
Source: RefSeq, a predicted model, not a curated record